Messenger RNA from Symbiodinium natans, 948 nucleotides. The record is from the annotation of a GenBank genome assembly. Lineage: Eukaryota; Dinophyceae; Suessiales; Symbiodiniaceae.
AUGGUGGCAAUGCAGAGUCCAACUCUGAUGGCAUGUUCGCUGCUCCUUGCCUUCCUUGCGGUUGAGGUCAGUGGCUCCGAGGCUCAGGUGCCGACCAUGGCAAAGUGCCCGGUGAUGCUGCAGAGCCAGGCCGCUAGCCUGGCAGCGGACACAGUUGCAGAGGCUGAGGAUACAGGCGACCUUUCUACUGAGAGGCAGCCGGUUCCCGCCGAGCUGGUGCAGACCUCACGGAAGGAUGCCAGGGACACGGCACACCAGACUCCAGUUCAGGAGUUCUCCAUCGACAAGCCUAGCGGCCGUGUCGUGGAUAUCAACAUCGGAACAAACUUCAGCCCAAUGCGUGCGGAAGGCAACAAUUUCCUCGUUUUGGUGGAUCCUUUGCCUGACGUUUGCGAGUACUUGCGGAAGGGCAGCCAUUCAAACACCGACGUGGCAGUGCUUUGCUGUGCGGUGUCCAACUACACUGGCCAUGCAACAUUUCGGCGCUACAACAGGGACGGGUUGUCCUCAUCGCUGUCUUCCACGACUGCAGGAACCACCCAUGCAAGGUUUCCUGUCGAAGACGAGAUUACCGUGGUGGUAUUGGAAGCGGCAACUGUUCUACGUGGAUAUCUUGCGAGGAAGAACACCUUGCACAAGCUCAAAACUGACAUGCAGGGCAUGGACCUGACAACGCUGCGAAACCUAGAGCCCAUCUUGUCUAUGCCGGAUCAAGUUCCGCACCUCAUGUCCGAGUGCUGCUUUCCGGAUGACCAAGGGAGACAGGUGUACCAAAUCGACAACGACUGCAAAGCCAUGGUAGCAUACUUGCAGAGCUUGGGGUACACCACCAAGUUUGAAGCGGACAGCGCGAUGGACCGAGCAGGAUGGGGCAACGUGUAUGCGUACAAACAUCCGGCCACCACCUUCCUCAGAACAGAAGCCUGGGCUGGGUCUCGCUCGGCCUGA